Messenger RNA from Scleropages formosus (Asian bonytongue), 3484 nucleotides. It is a transcript of the gene slc7a2, whose product is annotated as solute carrier family 7 member 2. Gene Ontology annotation, molecular function: L-arginine transmembrane transporter activity; L-lysine transmembrane transporter activity; L-ornithine transmembrane transporter activity. Gene Ontology annotation, biological process: L-ornithine transmembrane transport; L-arginine import across plasma membrane. The record is from RefSeq and is a predicted model, not a curated record. The transcript has 12 exons. NCBI's taxonomy places the organism in Eukaryota, Metazoa, Chordata, Actinopteri, Osteoglossiformes, Osteoglossidae. Gene Ontology annotation, cellular component: plasma membrane. The coding region runs from base 235 to 2145 and encodes 636 amino acids.
UGAAAUAUAUGCUGAGACACAACAGCCAGGGUUGUUGUUUUUCAGAAUGUGCCACUAGAUCACCUUUACCAACAACGAUCUAGUUGACCAGAGGAAAUCUGGGUGUCAGAGGGUCAACUGGGUUGAGUCACUGUCUCUUUUCUCCGCGUAGCAACCGUGGGGUAAAAUCCCAGCACGCUUUGGGCCCCGGCUGUGAGGACUAAUGGAGGCCGUGCUCCAGCGUGGCCAUCUGUGAUGCUGUGGCAGAAACUGAGCAGGAUGCUGGGCCACAUACUGGCAUUUGGACGCUCCCUUGUGCGCAGGAAGGUGGUGGCAGUGGACAGCCUGGAGGACUCCAAGCUCUGCAGAUGUCUGUCCACAGUGGACCUCAUGGCUCUGGGCGUGGGCAGCACGCUGGGGGCCGGUGUCUACGUGCUGGCCGGAGAGGUGGCCAAGGGUAGCUCUGGACCCAGCAUCGUGCUCUCCUUUCUCAUUGCCGCGCUGGCCUCUGUCAUGGCAGGCCUGUGCUAUGCUGAGUUUGGGGCUCGUGUGCCCAAGACAGGCUCCGCCUACCUGUAUAGCUAUGUGACGGUAGGUGAGCUGUGGGCAUUCAUUACCGGCUGGAACCUCAUCCUCUCCUAUGUCAUAGGCACGUCAAGCGUGGCCCGGGCCUGGAGCGGGACCUUUGAUGAGCUCAUAGGAGAGCACAUAGAAACCUUCUGUAAAACCUAUUUCAGCAUGAACUCCCCUGGUUUGGCAGAAUACCCAGACUUCUUUGCUGUCUUCCUCAUCCUGCUGCUCUCAGGACUUUUGUCCUUUGGCGUAAAGGAAUCGGCCUGGGUAAAUAAAGUUUUCACUGCCAUCAAUGUGCUGGUGCUGAUGUUCGUCAUCAUCUCGGGGUUUGUCAAAGGAGAUCCACACAACUGGAGGAUAACAGAAGAGUCCCUCAUUAAUUUCACCAUCACCACCAGAAACUUGUCGUCCCAAGAAAACGUGACCAGUGACUAUGGGGUUGGUGGCUUCCUGCCCUAUGGCUUCGGAGGGACGUUGGCCGGCGCGGCCACCUGUUUCUAUGCGUUUGUUGGAUUUGACUGCAUUGCAACCACAGGUGAGGAAGUGAAGAACCCACAGAAGGCCAUCCCCAUCGGCAUUGUGGUUUCUCUGCUCGUCUGCUUUCUGGCCUACUUUGGUGUUUCCGCCGCUCUGACUCUCAUGAUGCCCUACUACCUUCUGGAUGCAAAGAGUCCGCUGCCCCUGGCCUUCGAGUACGUGGGCUGGGGGCCAGCCAAGUAUGUGGUGGCCGUGGGAUCACUGUGUGCCUUGUCCACCAGCCUCUUGGGCUCCAUGUUUCCGCUGCCCCGCAUUCUCUUUGCCAUGGCGCGCGAUGGCUUACUGUUCACCUUUCUCUCCAAAGUGAGUGAGCGGCAGGCUCCAGUGGCCGCCACCAUGGUGGCAGGCAUCACCGCGGCGCUCAUGGCUUUCCUGUUUGACCUCAAGGCCUUGGUGGACAUGAUGUCCAUCGGAACCCUGCUGGCCUACUCCCUGGUGGCUGCAUGUGUGCUCAUCCUCAGGUAUCAGCCAGACAGCACGUGCGAGAGGAGCGGGGGGAGGGAUACUCGCGGAGAGGAUGCGACGCUCACCGAGUCGGAGUCUCACCUCAGCAUGCUGAGCCCCGACUCCUUGUUGCCAACUGACAGGUCGUCAGCCAUUGUCAAUACAGCUGUCAGCGUCAUAGUAUUGCUGGUGUGUACGAUCAGCACUCUCACCACGUACUACACGCCUGCCAUCCUGGAAAUGGAGCCCUGGGCUUUGGCUCUGCUCGUGGCAGCUCUCCUUGUCCUCGUGGGCUGCAUCUUUGUCAUCUGCAGGCAGCCGCAAACACAAAAGAAAGUUUCCUUCAUGGUACCUUUGCUCCCGUUCCUACCCAUCGUGAGCAUAUUUGUCAACCUUUAUCUCAUGGUUCAACUCAGUGGGGACACCUGGGUUCGCUUCUCUGUGUGGAUGGCUGUGGGCUUCAUCAUCUACUUUGGCUAUGGCAUGUGGCACAGCGUGGAGCGGAAGUGUGGCAGCAACUCGCACCAGCAGCCCCCCGGGGAGCACAUCAUAGGGGGCCACGGCAGCGAAAGCCAACAGUUCAUCUUGCGCGAGAAAACAAGCCGGUGUUAGAGGCGCCCGGGGGCCCUGUGGCACCAGGAGCCACUUUAUGGCCCGUCAGCCGGAGAAGGUGUUCAGCACACGGAUGUUUACACACACGCCAGUGAUCCAAGGAGCCCUCUUUCAGCAAGAUGCCUUCACCGCUGGUGGCCUUCACUGCAGGCUUCCUUCAGCAAGACGCCUCAGUAAGAGUCCAACAGAAGAGUGAGAGCUCCAUGGUUCCAGGACAUCCCGCAUCAGACAUUGACCCCAGGAAAGGAGGCACGGGAACAAAAAGGAGCUUCUUCUCUCUGUGGAGGAAACCCAUUUUUUGUUUAAUCUCUUCAGCUCUUCAGAACAUCUGCAGUUUCCUCGGUGGAACAGCCCACCUUGUGCACACCGAGGCCACGGAUCCUAACCUUUAAAUGGACAAUAAGAGCUGCUCACCAGCUGUAUCUUAUCAGUGUUUCACAUUGAUGGCAACGGCCUCAUCUUGACCCCCCACGGGUCCCGUCUGUACCUUCCACACUGAGGGAACUUGUGCCAAAUGUAUGAAUGAUGUCAUCUUGGCCAGUGACUGCCUUCCGCACCUUUUAUAGUCCUUUCGCAGACACCAGUUCACGGCAAAAGCAACUGAUUUCUCUGUAUGUGUAUGGUGUGUGCGUGUGUGUGUGUGUGUGUGUGUGUGUGUACAUAUAUAUCUCAGUACCUGUGACUAACAUUUAUAGAUCUGGAACAUUAAAAAAUCACUAUGGAAUUUAGACACGUGUAUUUGUCCAAGAAGCCAGCAUCAGUAUCUGUGAGAAAUUAUUAUUUGGGCUUCACUUCUAUUCUAAGACUGGAAGUAUUUGAAGGUGUGGUAUAAUUUAAAAUUAUACAUAAUUAAAACAUGAUUCUUACUAAAUGUGAAUCAAAGUGUCUUUUAAACAAAGUACAUUGAUAGUAUGUAUUUGCCCCCACUCAUCUAAGGAGCAGUGAGAAUCAAGCUCUUUUUGUGUUAUAGAAGUACCUUGUGAAAGUUUAGAUAAAGUCACUAAAGAGAGAAUGAUGGUCUGAAACUGCAGAAUUACAUACUGUCAUUGCCCAGUUACUGUCAGGCUUAGGAGAGAAGCGGGGAAACAACCGCACCAGGAGGGCAGGAGGGCAGCAGGGUUAACCAUCCAUGCCUGUCACUGCUACUAUUUGACUUAAACAUUUGGGACAUGAAUACAAGUACUCAUUUUUGUAAAAAUUUCUUGAAAUAAUGCAUUAUACAUUAAAAAUAAGCACUGGAAUUGCAAUGGGGGAGAAAAAAUUGAGGCAACUGGUAAUAUGGUUAGAGCUGCUGCCCUUUGACCUAAAGAUUCUAGGUUUGAAUCUCACCUCCAGUUGU